AUGGUCGGCUGGCCAGCAGAGAAAAACGGCCUACCAGAAGCCGUCGUGCCCUACUUCAACUGCAGGGACGAGCUGUCUGUCCAUGAUGGCAUCAUCGUGAGAGGAGACCGAGUGGUCAUCCCCAAGACAAUGAGAAAGGAGAUGUUGGUCAAACUGCAUGCGGGGCACUCUGGCAUCAACUCCUGCCUCAGAAGAGCCAGAGAUUUCAUCUUCUGGCCAGGGAUGUCGAACGACAUACGAGAGUACCUGGCGGUGUGUGACACCUGUGCUUUAAGUCCAUCUGGUCAAGCACCAGAGCCCAUCUUCGCUCAUGCUGUACCAGAACGCCCCUGGGAGAAGGUGGGCACAGAUCUCUUCCACGUCGAAGGCCGAAAUUACCUUGUCACCGUGGACUACUCUAGCCAAGUCGUGGAAGUGGACUACCUGCAGGAAACAACGUCACAGGCUGUGGUCAGCAAACUGAAAGGACAUUUCGCCAGACACGGCAUCCCGGACAUCGUCCCCAUCGACGGCAAGACGAACCAGACCUGGAAAAAGGCCGUGGUCACGAGCGUGGUGAAGCCCCCGAGAUACCAAUUCGAGAACGAAGACGGAGUCGUCCUCGGGAGAAAUCGCCAGUUCCUCCGGGCGUCCCAGCCAUCGAGCCUCGGUGUCAUCAGCCGACAGCUGAAGAAGCCCCGAUCGCGGCCCCAGUCCCGACUCGGGUCCCACGAGAGACUAGAGCCGUGCCGGCUGCGGUGUCAGCCGACAUUACCCAGUGUACCCGAUCUGGGAGACCUGUUCGACCCCCUCACUAAGAUGAACUUGUAA
Pollicipes pollicipes is the source of this 810-nucleotide messenger RNA. RefSeq lists its product as uncharacterized. Gene Ontology annotation, molecular function: nucleic acid binding. The record is from RefSeq and is a predicted model, not a curated record. The coding region runs from base 1 to 810 and encodes 269 amino acids. NCBI's taxonomy places the organism in Eukaryota, Metazoa, Arthropoda, Thecostraca, Pollicipedomorpha, Pollicipedidae. The transcript is spliced from 2 exons.